Molecule: messenger RNA, 3007 nt
Organism: [Candida] anglica
Lineage: Eukaryota; Fungi; Ascomycota; Pichiomycetes; Serinales; Debaryomycetaceae
Source: the annotation of a GenBank genome assembly
AGAAAGUCAACUUUCUCCGAGCGGAACUUUUCGAAAAAACGACAUAACAACAGGGAAAGGGAAAAAAAGACACGAUUUUUUAGCACUCUUUCUGGAACCACCACCACUUUACCAUUAAUCACAACAAGGACCCGCUUCAGUUUCUGUGCGACCAAUCUAUAACUAUGACAUCUACCAUUCCUACACAGAUGUCGUUGACCCACAAAGUGAAUGGAGCCAUGACUGUACCUACACCGCAACCACCCAUGGAACCUAGUGCACCACCUAGCAUUCUUGCCGAAACUACUGCCGCCACCUGGAUGGCCAUUGGUCUGCUUGCCGAAAGCCUUGGCGACUUGGAAAAGGCCCUUGCCUCCUAUGAUGCAGCUCUUAGACACUCCCCCAACAACCCUGAAGUGUUGACUAAGCUAGCCAAUAUCUACCGUUCCCAGGAUAUAUUCUUUAAAGCCGCAGAACUUUAUGAACAGGCACUCAACUUCAACCCGGAAAAUGGCGACACUUGGGGGCUCUUGGGCCACUGUUACUUGAUGCUUGAUGAUUUACAGAGAGCUUAUGUGGCGUACCAACGUGCCUUGUACUACUUGGGUAACCCUAACGUGCCCAAGUUGUGGCACGGCAUUGGGAUCCUCUACGAUAAAUACGGCUCGUUGGAGUAUGCCGAAGAAGCGUUUGUACGGGUCUUGGAAUUGGAUCCAAACUUUGAUAAGUCUAAUGAAAUUUAUUUCAGAUUAGGGAUCAUUUAUAAGCACCAACAAAAGCUUCAGUCUGCCUUGGAGUGCUUCCAGUACAUCUUGAGCAACCCACCACAUCCCUUGACCCAGCCAGACGUUUGGUUCCAAAUCGGUUCCGUUUUGGAACAACAGAAAGAUUGGAACGCUGCCAAGGAGGCCUAUGAAAAGGUUCUUCAAGUGAACCCACAACAUGCCAAGGUUCUUCAACAAUUGGGUUGUUUGUACUCUCAGGCGGAAGCUGCCCCCGCAGCCUCUGGAUCCUCCGGUAAUGGUGCCGCUUCAACGGGACAACCAUUCCAACAAGAUUUGAACAUUGCUCUCAAAUACUUGUCACAAUCUUUGGAAAUUGAUCAAUCUGAUGCCCACUCUUGGUAUUAUCUCGGUAGAGUCCACAUGAUCCGUGGUGACUUCAAUGCUGCAUAUGAAGCCUUCCAACAGGCGGUCAACCGUGACUCCCGUAACCCUACGUUCUGGUGUUCUAUUGGUGUUUUGUACUACCAAAUCUCCCAAUACCGUGACGCAUUGGAUGCGUACACGAGAGCUAUUCGAUUGAACCCAUACAUCAGUGAGGUUUGGUACGAUUUGGGAACCUUGUAUGAAACAUGUAACAACCAAAUUAGUGAUGCCUUGGAUGCCUACAGACAAGCAGAAAGAUUAGACCCAGGUAAUCCACACAUCAAAUCCAGACUUGACCAAUUGGUCAAGUACCAACAAGAGGGUAACACCCAUCCACCACAACCACCACCAGUAUCCCAACAACCAAGAUUGCCUCAAGGUAUGGUUUUGGAGAGUAACCAACCUCAACAGGGUCAACCACAACCUCAAAUGUUGAGCACCUUACCUGCUGGACAACGUCAACAGGCACCUCCACCACUUUCACAACAGCAAGGAAUCCCACCUCCUCUUCCUCAACCAGGUCAAGUUUCUGGUGUAUCGGUUAUUCCUGCACAUCAAGCUCAAGCCCAUGCUUUACAGCAAGCUCAGCAGCAAGCUCAGGCUCAGGCCCAAGCUCAGCAACAAGCUCAGCAACAAGCCCAUGCUCAGGCUCAGGCUCAGGCACAAGCUCAGGCUCAGGCUCAGGCACAAGCUCAGGCUCAGGCUCAGGCUCAAGCUCAGGCUCAGGCUCAGGCUCAGGCUCAAGCUCAGGCUCAAGCUCAAGCUCAAGCGCAGGCCCAGGCUCAAGCGCAGGCUCAGGCUCAAGCUCAGGCUCAGGCUCAGGCUCAAGCUCAAGCUCAUGCUCAUGCUCAGCAGCAAGCUCAAGCUCAUGCUCAGGCUCAGGCUCAAGCUCAACAAGAAGCUCAAAGACAAGCUCAGGCUCAGGCCCAAGCUCAGGCCCAAGCUCAAGCUCAAGCUCAGCAACAAGCUCAACAGCAGGCUCAGCAAGAAGCUCAAAGACAAGCUCAAGCUCAAGCUGAAGCCCAAGCUCAACAGGAAGCUCAAAGACAAGCUGAAGCUGAAGCUCAUGCUCAGCAAGAAGCUCAAAGACAGGCCCAGGCUCAAGCUGAAGUACAAGCAAAGGCUCAAGCUGAAGCUGAAGCACAAAGAAAAAGUGAAAUUGAAGAGGCUAGCAAGAAGGCUGAUGCUUCUGCCAUUGAGCCUGUAAAACCUAUUUCGCCCCCUGAAGCUACUCCUCAUGUUGCUGCUCAAUCUGUUCAGGCAGUGGCUGCUCCAAGUGAAGGAGAAUCUUCUCAGUUGACUCCUCCUUCCACCAAUGGAAAGAGAGAAUUGGAAGAAAAGACUGAACCUCAGGCUACUAAGAAGGCUAGAGAAGAUUCUGGUGAACCAGUUCCUGAAUCUUUGCCAGCUGCUUCCCACCCACCAGCUGCUCCAGCUGCUCAAGAACCUGCAAGUGUUGUCGCUGCUACCCCUGCAGUAUCUCCAGUACCUACCCCUACUGUUUCUGUUCCUGCUCCUGACGCCUCUGUCACUAGAUCUGAUGCAGCUCCUGUUGCUGUACCGGCUGCUCCACCUGCCUCGGUUACUCCACCUGUUGAAACUAAGCCAGAAUCUCAGGGAAAUGUGCAAGAAUCGGCUAAGCCUGAUGUUGCUGCCCCUGGUUCCAGCUCAGAACCAUCCACAGCAACCACUGGAGUUCCACAAUUCUCUUCCAAUGUUACUGAAAAGACGGAAGAAGAACCUGAAAGAAACGACGCUGAAGAAACUAAAACGAAUGAACCUGUUGAACCACCUUUACGAAAAAUUGAAGAAGAUGAAAACUAUGACGAUGAGUAAUAAUUGUGUUUUAUUAUUGCUAAACUUGCGAUUUAUUUUGUUAA